Protopolystoma xenopodis is the source of this 462-nucleotide messenger RNA. The record is from the annotation of a GenBank genome assembly. Lineage: Eukaryota; Metazoa; Platyhelminthes; Monogenea; Polystomatidea; Polystomatidae.
AUGAAGAGAAUGGGAGUUUACCCGUGGGCUCAGAUAAGACCCACUUCACCAGAGCAUGUUCGUGUAUUUAGCCCGAGCGUGUAUGAUAUAAUUGAAUGGCUACUUGAGUGGGCUAGAGAUAGCAGUAAAAGUGAGGGCGCAUACUCAUUGCUGAGACGAGAUUUCCUAUUAUGCAACAAGGACAAGGCUUCACAGGUGAUUAGACCAAGUCCCUUUUGUCCACCACGACUGCUUUCCCAAGAUGGACGAGUCUGGCUGGAUGGUCGGCUGGCUGCUGGUGGGGCUGGUGGCAUCGGUGGGGUUAGGGACGAGUUGACAACCCCACUUUCUCCUCUUACCCUACCCCCAUCAGUGCAAACUGGACUUAUUCUAUUCCACUCCAGAAGAAGAGCAGAGGUCAGACAUGCAAUCUCGUGGUGUUUUGGUAGAAAAGGAAAGCUGGUCGGUCGCCAGCAGACGUGA